Messenger RNA from Talaromyces marneffei, 654 nucleotides. RefSeq lists its product as uncharacterized. Lineage: Eukaryota; Fungi; Ascomycota; Eurotiomycetes; Eurotiales; Trichocomaceae. The coding region runs from base 1 to 654 and encodes 217 amino acids. Gene Ontology annotation, cellular component: extracellular region. The transcript has a single exon. The record is from RefSeq and is a predicted model, not a curated record.
AUGAAGUUCUUACCCUCCCUUAUCGUCCUCAGUCUUUCUGCGCAGGCUCUUGCGAGCUCUUACGUCAAUUACGUUACUAAGGACCGGCGUGAUCUUUCUAUUUAUGAGCAGGCUAUAAGUCUUAUUUCCACUGCUAUGGUGGAAUUCUAUCACCAGAUUCAGAGUUAUCAGAAAGGUGAUCUCGGAAGCAUUCUCAAAAGCUGUGAUGAAGUUACUCAAAUGAUAAAGCUUGGGAAUACAAUAGUCGGUCAGCAGAAACCCCUUACUGAGCCUGAGGCCGCUAGCCUCCUCGCCUACAUGGGAGACUCUGGGUUAGAGAAUAUAUUGGAAGAGGUUAUAAAGGAUCUUAUCAACAAGAAGCCGCCUAUUAUUGCUUCUGGUUCGGGUCCUGAGCUUGGAUUAGCGCUUUACAGAAUGCAGAUAGCUUCUAUAGAUUUCGAGGCCAAGAUCUUGGAGAAGAUUCCCCCAGGAAGUGCUGAAGCUUCUAGAGACCACUGGUAUAAUAAGGUUGUCUUGGUCAUUGGGAAAGGUGUUGAUAUCUUCGAUAAGUCUGCCCAUCACGCGACAAUACCUACCGCACCCCCUAUAGGUGCUAUGGCGACUGGUAAUUUGCCUGCCGCCCCUGCUUUUACUGGUGCUGCCAGUGCUAACUAG